Molecule: messenger RNA, 2119 nt
Organism: Malurus melanocephalus (red-backed fairy wren)
Lineage: Eukaryota; Metazoa; Chordata; Aves; Passeriformes; Maluridae
Gene: PDE9A
Product: phosphodiesterase 9A
Exons: 18
Coding region: 368-1924 (518 amino acids)
Biological process (GO): cGMP catabolic process
Molecular function (GO): 3',5'-cyclic-GMP phosphodiesterase activity
Source: RefSeq, a predicted model, not a curated record
UCAGUCCCAGGGUCAGAGCCCGAACGCGGAUGCCCAGCAGCUCUCAGCCUUACAGCCAAGAGGGGUUGUUGCUAUGGGAAUGGAGAGGGGGCUUGCAGGCAGCAUCUGGCGCCUGUGUCUUUCCCUGUCCGAAGCAGCUGGAUUUGGAGGGAAGCAAAACUAAAAGGAGGUGGCAGAGAGAGACAGAGACACAGCAAAAUGCAUGCAUGUUAGAGGAGGGACCUUCCCAGAAUGAGAGUACAGUGGGAUACAGAAGAGCGGGGACACCAAACUGUCAGGCAGCGGUGGCUCGGCUGGGUAGRAUAAACCUGAUUUUUCUGCUGUUUGACACUGGAAACAAGUCCGGUGAGAGCCCAGCUGUAGCAAGAUGGGAUCUGCCUCCUCGACUUACCGGCCCAAAUGUAUUUAUUUGGAUAUUGAUGGAAGAAUUCAAAAGGUGAUCUUUAGUAAAUACUGCAACUCCAAAGAUAUUAUGGACCUUUUYUGCAUUGCAACAGGGCUACCGAGGAACACAACCAUCUCCCUUUUGACAGCAGACAAUUGCAUGGUGUCCAUUGAUCCCACUAUGCCUACAAACACAGAGAGGUCUCCAUACAAAGUGAUACCUGUUGUGACUGAGCAGCUCUCAGAGAAAGAAGAAUUGUUCCAGAAUUUAUUGGGACAGAUUGCUGAGCAGUUCUCAAGGGUUUUUAAAAUCAAUGAGCUGAAAACGGAAGUAGCUAAUCACUUGGCAAUGCUGGAGAAAAAGGUUGAAUUGGAAGGGCUGAAAGUGGUGGAGAUUGAGAAAUGCAAGCGCGACAUUAAAAAGAUGAGGGAGGAAAUGGCAGCAAGAAGCAGCAGGACUAACUGUCCCUGCAAGUACAGCUUUUUGGAUGAGAACAAGAGGCCAGCUCCCCGGCGGGAUGUGCCAUCCUACCCAAAGUACAUGCUGUCCCAGGAGACCAUCGAGGCGCUGCGGAAACCAACCUUCGACGUCUGGCUGUGGGAGCCCAACGAGAUGCUGAGCUGUUUGGAGCACAUGUACCACGACCUGGGGCUGGUAAAAGACUUCAACAUCAACCCUAUCACGCUGAAGAGGUGGUUGCUGUGCAUUCAYGACAAUUACAGAAACAACCCCUUCCACAAUUUCCGGCACUGCUUCUGCGUGACCCAGAUGAUGUACAGCAUGAUCUCGCUCUGCAGCCUCCAGGAGAAAUUUUCCCAAAUUGACAUUUUGAUUCUCAUGACGGCAGCGGURUGCCAUGACUUGGACCAUCCAGGCUAUAACAAUACCUACCAGAUCAACGCGCGCACGGAGCUGGCCGUGCGCUACAACGACAUCUCCCCGCUGGAGAACCACCACUGCGCCGUGGCCUUCCAGAUCAUCUCCCAGCCCGAGUUCAACAUCUUCUCCAACGUGGACCAGGACCAGUUCAAACAGAUCAGACAGGGGAUAAUUACAUUAAUCCUGGCUACAGACAUGGCGAGACACGCAGAAAUACUGGACUCUUUCAAGGAAAAAAUGGAAAAUUUUGAUUACACAAAUGAAGAACACAUGACCUGUCUGAAGAUGGUACUGAUAAAAUGCUGUGACAUCUCCAACGAAGUCCGCCCGAUGGAAGUGGCKGAGCCCUGGGUGGAUUGCUUACUGGAGGAGUAUUUUAUGCAGAGCGACCGAGAAAAAUCCGAGGGGCUGCCGGUGGCGCCRUUCAUGGACCGCGACAAAGUGACCAAACCCACGGCGCAGAUCGGGUUCCUCAAGUUUGUCCUCAUCCCCAUGUUCGAAACAGUGACCAAGCUGUUCCCAGAAGUGGAGGARGUGAUGCUGCAGCCUCUGUGGGAAUCCAGGGACCACUACGAGGGGUUAAAACAGAUAGAUGACGCUAUGAAAGAGCUGCAGAAACAGAAAAGUGAAGGUUUGACAACGAGCAGCACUGAAAAGUGAGAGGAAACAACCUUUGAACAAAAAAAACCACGAGCCCUGGGCCACUCUGGUUUUGAGAAAUUCUGUGUUUGCCGAGCAGACGUGAUGUCUACAUCCAAAUCCAAGUGGGACCAUACAGGGAGAGGUGGCAGGGAUGGAUCCACAGCCUGCAGAGGCUGCUGCUGCUGCUGGACACCACAGGCUGCCCAGACUCUG